AUUGGCGGAGUAUGCCAGCGACGAGGCCCGCGAUUUAUCGGCAGAACGCCAGCCAACUCGGACCCGCAGUUGGAAUCCCCGUUCUGCCCAGGGAAUGUAAAGCGGCUCUUGUUUCCCAGAUAUCGGGAUCGAGUUCCGCUGCAUAAAACUUGCGUAUCAUCGAUAAGCCUUAUCGAGACCGCAGUCACGGCCAGAGCCCCAGUAUCAGGGUAUCAGGCCGAGCGGAUCAUGGGACGCCGUGUCCUAUUCAGACUGCGAUUGCGAUCGUUCUGCGAAGCACCGCGCGAUGCGAUCGAGCUCGGGAGCACGUGGUGACGGCGGCAGAGGGAGAGAGAGAGAGAGGCGCUGCCUCCGAAUCGCGCAUGUGACCCGCGGCGCCAAUGGCCGCAGCCCGGAGCUUUGCGGCACGGAGUCACGUGCGUCUUCGAUGCCGGGGAGAAGAGUAGCCGAGGCGAGUUCCGCUCGCAUUUGGCACGAGGCAAGCGUCGGGGGCUGUACAGGAAUUGGCAGCAGUCUCUCGAGCUGAUGCGUUUAGACUGACCGAGCCAUGCCGCGGUGUGCCUGAGCUUCCUCGAUGGCAGACGUCUGCUGAGCUGGUCAUGGAAAGUCCCGCGAUGGCACCCGGCAUCCUGUCUUUAGAGGACCUCUCCCUGGACGCCCUGGGCGCGGACCUGGACUCCCUGUUUUCCAGCGACAGCUGCCUGGUCGCCGACGAGGUGAGCCCCGAGACCAGCAUGCAGCUUCCCGAGUUCGGCAUCUUUUCCGACGCCUACUACCCAAUGCUGUGCCACGAGCCGUGCGCCCAGACGCCCUGGUGCUCCGAACCGCAAGGGCGACCGGCGGGCUUCAGCCCAGACUCCGGCUACGAGGAUGCCUCCGUCGCGUCGUCACCGUCUCCCGUGCCCGAGGGUUGCCUCGAAGUGGACUGGUGCGAGGAACUCGCCGCCGACUGCCUCGACGACUUCGUGGUGCUCGGUGUGGGUCUCAAGACCCUCAUGUCUAGCUUUCGCGAGGACGACUCUUCCCCGUGUCCUACCGUGGUGUCCCCCAGUCCCGCGCCCGUGGCGUUGCCGGCUCCCCGCGGCCGGCCUUCGCAGAGCUGGACGCAGCAACAGCAGCAACCACGGGUUCGAGCUUCGGCCGUUGGCCGCAAGCCCAAGUCGAGCAUCCUCCUGGACUGCCACUCUCCCUCCACGGGUCCCAGGCGGCACGGCGGUGGCCGAGCUGCCACCGCCGCCUCCACCGCCGCAGCCGUGCCGGAAGAAGACAAGAUCUUCUGCUGCUCUUAUCCAGGCUGCACCAAAGUGUACUCAAAGAGCUCGCACCUCAAGGCGCACCUGCGACGGCACACGGGCGAGAAGCCGUUCGCCUGCCAGUGGCCCGGGUGUGGCUGGCGCUUCUCGCGGUCCGACGAGCUGGCCCGCCAUAAACGGUCCCACUCCGGCAUCAAGCCGUACCGCUGCCAGAUCUGCGACAAGCGCUUCUCGCGUUCCGACCACCUGGCCAAGCACCUCAAGGUGCAUCGCAGGGACAAGAUGGCCGGCCCACUGGGUACCAGGGCCAGAGUCCACCACGCUGCCUCCGUACGUGCCUGAAGACUGUGCGCCCCCCUACACCGAAUACUCGUCAAGACUUUUUUUCCGCGGCCAAGCCGCACAUUUGUUAACACAUUUUUUUCGCCUCCACCAUCCGUGCCUGUGGGUUACCCCGUCUUUCUUCCGGAGCGACUCGGCGUUCAACGUGUGCUCCCUUUGUAGAUUCAUGCUGACACAUCGGAACUGAAACUCGCUCGUUGUGCGGCGCCAUGUUGCAAUAAAGCACCAUUUCUUUGUCGUUGA
This is a messenger RNA of Ixodes scapularis (black-legged tick), 1838 nucleotides long. Its product is annotated as Krueppel-like factor 6. The record is from RefSeq and is a predicted model, not a curated record. Gene Ontology annotation, molecular function: RNA polymerase II cis-regulatory region sequence-specific DNA binding; DNA-binding transcription factor activity, RNA polymerase II-specific. Gene Ontology annotation, biological process: regulation of transcription by RNA polymerase II. Lineage: Eukaryota; Metazoa; Arthropoda; Arachnida; Ixodida; Ixodidae. Bases 600 to 1595 code for a protein of 331 amino acids. The transcript has a single exon.